Messenger RNA from Mycena indigotica, 1032 nucleotides. Its product is annotated as UBA-e1-C domain-containing protein. The record is from RefSeq and is a predicted model, not a curated record. The transcript has 12 exons. Bases 1 to 1032 code for a protein of 343 amino acids. NCBI's taxonomy places the organism in Eukaryota, Fungi, Basidiomycota, Agaricomycetes, Agaricales, Mycenaceae.
AUGUCCUAUGCCUCGCCGUCGCCAGCACCGUCCUCCUUAGCUGCGUCUGCAGGCCAGCCCGACCUCGCAGCGCUCUACCGCGGGAACCUCAUUCCCCUGCAUGUCGUCCUGGCGGGCCUGACUUGGGUUUUGCAUGAUUACCUCGUCACCUUGGAGGACGAGAUUCGAUACAUCUGGCCGCAGCGCCUUAAUUUCAGUAAAAUUAUGUUUUUUUGGAUUCGAUAUUACACCAUUGCGCUAUUGCUCUUCGACGUCGUACAGAUUCAUGUCUUCGCAAGACCGGGGAUCACUAAUAAUAAUUUAUGCGUGGCGAUGGACACCAUCAUCCGCGUUGUUGGUGCCGUUUCCCUCUGGAGUGUCGAGAUCAUCAUGCAGCUGCGGGUCUACGCGUUGUACAACUGCUCGCGACGGAUUGCGGCGAUCAACGUAUUCCUCUUCCUCUGCUCCAUCGCUGCCUUCUUCUGGAUCCUCAUCUACAAUCACGACCACCGCGCCGCUAUAAUCGCCAACGCGAUCCACCUCCCGCUCCCCGGCUGCCCGACAGUGCAUUCAGGGAUUGAAUGGGUGCAGUGGGUCCCUGCGACGGCGCAUGAGGGCGUGCUCUUCGUGUUCGCGCUCGUGAAGACGGGGCAGAGCGUGUGGGCUUUGGUGUGGGCCGACGGUGCGGCGACAGGAGAGAAGAAAUGGACAGGGAAGGGCAGAGGGUACCGCGCGCUGUUGCCGCUGCACACCAUUUUGUUGCGUGACAAUGUCCUCUACUUUUUCGGCGUGUCCGUUUUACUUGUUUUCAAUAAUGCUUGGUCGGUAUACCUUCCACUCAGCUGUUUUUCUCCUCAGAACGUAACACACAUCCCUUGGUUCAGCUACGGGCCAUUCCACGCGGCGAUUGGAAUCAUGACUUCACGGAUGCUGAUCAACCUGCGCAAGGCGGCAGCGCAGGAGAACGAGCUCAACCUGCGCGUCUUCUUCCCCGAUAGAAUGGUGCUUGACACGAACAGCAGUGGGAGUAGGAUGCAGAUUGAGACUGUUUGA